AAACCUCCAUGAUAACGCUUAUGAUGUGUACAUUAAAAAACAAACCCCCAGAGCUUUAAUAACUAUAAAUAUAGACCGUGACUUGAUACCUGACAUGACUGACUACAGCCUGCUCUAAACUCCCGCUGUAAGGAAGGAAUACCUAUUUGCCAGUCUCCUAUCAUUCUGCAAAAACACCAAAAGAUCCCAGUAUAAUAAAAUCGUAAAAUAUUAAACAAGAGAAUUCAGUCCCUGAGUUCAGAAUCUUCAGCGGUCAGACGAUUACAGUACUUCUGAUACUCGCCACACUCGCAGAGAAAAGAAAAAUACAAUUUACUUCCAAAUACACUGGGUCAUUCACACUAUCACUGCUGACAGUGCAGGAGGUCUUUCAGCAAUAGUGGAAAUGUAGUGAAACACCAGCGGAUUUACUGAAGAGAAGCCUUAUUACGGCAAAAUGAGUUUUACUAAAGAAAAUAAUCUACAAACACAGCCAGAAGAGAAGCCGUAUCGCUGUGCAGAGUGCGGAAAGAGUUUUAGUGUGAAAGGAAAUUUCAUUGAACACCAGCGGAUUCACACGGGUGAGAGGCCUUACCGCUGUACAGAGUGCGGAAAGAGUUUUUCUCAAAGUGGAAAUUUAGUAACACACCAGCGCACUCACACUGGAGAGAAGCCUUUUUACUGCUCACUAUGUGGAAAGCGUUUUACUAAAAGAGAAACUUUAGUGGCACACCAGCGGAUUCACACUGGAGAAAGGCCUUAUUCCUGCACCGAAUGUGGAAAGAGUUUUAAACAAGCGGAUACUCUCCAAAGUCAUCAGCGCGUUCAUUCAGGAGAGAAGCCGUAUCUCUGCUCGGACUGCGGGAAGAGUUUCAGUGUGAGAGAAAAUUUUGUUAAACACCAACGGAUUCACACGGGAGAGAAACCUUAUUACUGCACAGAGUGCGGAAAGAGUUUUUCUCAGAGUGGAAAUUUAGUGAAACACCAGCGGAUUCACACCGGAGAUAAGCCUUAUUACUGUGCGGAGUGCGGAAUGAGUUUUAUUCGAGGCGAUCAUCUCAAAGCACAUCAGCGUAUUCAUUCAGGAGAGAGGCCGUAUCACUGCUCAGAGUGCGGGAAGAGUUUUAAUGAGAGAGGAACUUUGGUGAGACACCAGCGGAUUCACACAGGAGAGAAGCCGCAUCACUGCACAAUGUGUGGAAUGAGUUUUAAACGACGGAGUCAACUCCAAACACACGAGCGCAUUCACACAGGAGAGAAGCCGUAUCACUGCUCAGAGUGCGAGAAGAGUUAUACAUCCAAAGAAUCUUUAAAAGUACACCAGCGAAUUCACACUGGAGAGAAGCCGUAUCACUGCACAGAAUGCGGGAAGAGUUUCACACAGAUGAUUCUUGUCCAAAGGCAUCAUUGCGUUCGUUCAUUAGAGAGGACAAAGAAAAAUACAAUUUACAUCACUUACAAAAGUAGUCUCCAAAUACACCAGGUCAUUCACAGUGCGGGAGGUCUUUCAGCAAUAGUGGAAAUGUACUUAAGAGAGAGAGAGAAGUCUUAUUACGGCAAAAUGAGUUUUACUAAGGAGAAUAAUCUACAAACGCGCUCAGAAGAGAAGCCGUAUCACUGUACAGAGUGCGGAAAGAAUUUUAGUGUUAAAGGAAAUUUUGUUAAACACCAGCGGAUUCACACAGGUGAGAGGCCUUACCGCUGUACAGAGUGCGGAAAGAGUUUUUCUCAAAGUGGAAAUUUAGUGACACACCAGCGCACUCACACUGGAGAGAAGCCUUUUUCCUGCUCACUAUGUGGAAAGCGUUUUACUGAAAGAGGAUCUUUAGUGACACACCAGAGGAUUCACACUGGAGAAAGGCCUUAUUCUUGCACCGAAUGCGGAAAGAGUUUUAAACAAGCGGAUACUCUUCAAAGACAUCAGCGAAUUCAUUCAGGAGAGAAGCCGUAUCGCUGCGAGUGCGGGAAGAGUUUCAGUGUGAGAGGAAAUUUUGUUAAACACCAGCGGAUUCACACGGGAGAGAAACCUUAUUACUGCACAGUGUGUGGAAAGAGUUUUUCUCAAGUUGGAGGGUUAUUGACACAUGAACGGAUUCACACUGGAGAUAAGCCUUAUUACUGCGCGGAGUGCGGAAUGAGUUUUACUCGAGAUGAUCAUCUCAAAACACAUCAGCGUGUUCAUUCAGGAGAGAGGCCGUAUCACUGCUUACAAUGUGGGAAGAGAUUUAAUGAGAGAGGAAGUUUGGUGAGACACCAGCGGAUUCACACUGGAGAGAAACCUUAUUACUGCGCAGAGUGCGGAAUGAGUUUUAAACAACGUAGUCAUCUCCAAAGACACGAGCGCACUCACACAGGAGAGAAGCCGUAUCACUGCUCGGAGUGCGGGAAGAGUUAUAAAAUCCGAGAAUCUUUAGUAAUACACCAGCGGAUUCACACUGGAGAGAAGCUGCAACACUGUUUACAGUGCGGGAAGAGUUUUCCCGACAGAAGUAGCUUAGUGAAACAUGAACGUGCUCACACAGGAGAGAAGCCGUAUCACUGCACAGAAUGCGGAAAGAGUUAUAAAACCAAAGAAUCUUUAGAAAUACACCAGCGGAUUCACACUGGAGAGAAGCCGUAUCACUGCUUACAGUGCGGCAAGAGUUUUACUGACAGAAGUAAUUUUGCGAAACACAAGCGCAUUCACACUGGAGAAAAGCCGUAUCACUGCACAGAAUGCGGGAAACGUUUUACACAACAGAAUCAUGUCACAGAACACCAGCGGAUUCACACGGGCGAGAGGCCUUACCGCUGUACAGAGUGCGGAAAGACUUUUUCUCAAAGUGGAAAUUUAGUGACACACCAGCGCACGCACACUGGAGAGAAGCCUUUUUCCUGCUCACUAUGUGGAAAGCGAUUUACUGAAAGAGGAUCUUUAGUGAAACAUCAGCGCACUCACACUGGAGAAAGGCCUUAUUCCUGCACCGAAUGUGGAAAGAGUUUUAAACAAGUAAAUACACUCCAAAGACAUCAGCGAAUUCAUUCAGGAGAGAAGCCGUAUCUCUGCUCGGACUGCGGGAAGAGUUUUAGUGGGAGAGGAAAUUUGGUUAAACACCAGCGGAUUCACACAGGAGAGAAACCUUAUUACUGCACAGUGUGUGGAAAAAGUUUUUCUCAAAUUGGAGGGUUAUUGACACACAAACGGAUUCACACCGGAGACAAGCCUUAUUACUGCGCGGAGUGCGGAAUGAGUUUUAAACAACAGAGUCAUCUCCAAAAACACAAGCGCUAUCACACAGGAGAGAAGCCUUAUUACUGCGUGGAGUGCGGAAUGAGUUUUACUCAAGAUGAUCAUCUCAAAGCACAUCAGCGUAUUCAUUCAGGAGAGAGGCCGUAUCACUGCUCACAAUGCGGGAAGAGCUUUAAUGAGAGAGGAAGUUUGGUGAGACACCAGCGGAUUCACACUGGAGAGAAACCUUAUUACUGUGCAGAGUGCGGAAUGAGUUUCAAACAAUGUAGUAAUCUCCAAAGACACGAGCGCACUCACACAGGAGAGAAGUCGUAUCACUGCUCAGAGUGCGGGAAGAGCUUUAAUGAGCGAGGACGUUUGCUGAGACACCAGCGGAUUCACACUGGAGAAAAGCUGCAGCACUGUUUACAGUGCGGGAAGAGUUUCCCUGACAGAAGUAGUUUGGUGAAACAUGAGCGUGCUCACACAGAAGAGAAGCCGUAUCACUGCACAGAAUGCGGAAAGAGUUAUAAAACCAAAGAAUCUUUAGGAAUACACCAGCGGAUUCACACUGGAGAGAAGGCAUAUCACUGCACAGAAUGCGGGAAGAGUUUUACUCGACGGAAUCAUGCCCAAAGCCAUCAUUGCGUUUGUUUAGUAGAGAAGGCGUAACAAUGCUCAACACGGUCAGGAAACAAACUAUCGCCGUCAUACAUACACGAGAAGCUGCACGCCUCUUAACUCUGUGGACUGAGCUUCAUUUAAACAUGUACAUUUAAGGCAUACAGAUGAACUGUCAAUAAUUUUUUUAUUAUUAUGGGUGUGAUGAUACUAGCAUCAUGAUUUAAUUUACACUGAUUCUCAGACUGUGUAGAACUAAAUUUAAACAAAAGGUCACAGUCUUAUUGUCUUACAAUUCUCCUCUCUGUUCAGUUUUUAACAAAUUAGUAUUGUUGAAUCAUCUCAAAAAUGUUUCUCAAAAUAGUCGUUUAAACUGAGAUACCAAUGUUUUGCAGAAUUAAAAAAUUAAAAUCAAACUUAAUAAAAAGAUAAAUGUAUAUUUUUAUAACUCAUUUAAUUAAUUUAUUUUUUAUAAAUGAAUAUACCAUGCUUUGUUGUAAAAAGGCUUAGGAGUUGUUCAUUGGGCAUGUAUAAAUACAGAACCCUUUGUGAACUUGGUUCCUAUAUUUUGUCAACUUGCUACACUGGUAAAGAAUGCGGGCAUGCGGACCAGAACCAAGCCCACAAAAAUCACCAGAAUGAGAUCUGGGGUAUCUCCUUGAAAGCAACUUGCAACUACGGCCAAACUCUGAUGCCUUCAGCAUUAAAAAGCCACACGGAUGUAAUAACCUGGUUAUUUAGUACGUUCAUCAGCUGACUUUAUUGCCCCUGAUCCAAAACCUGAGCAACAUUGAACUCUUUGACACUCUUUGUCACCAGUUUACU
Messenger RNA from Clarias gariepinus (North African catfish), 4633 nucleotides. Its product is annotated as zinc finger protein 271-like. Gene Ontology annotation, biological process: negative regulation of transcription by RNA polymerase II. Gene Ontology annotation, molecular function: DNA-binding transcription repressor activity, RNA polymerase II-specific. The record is from RefSeq and is a predicted model, not a curated record. Bases 437 to 3859 code for a protein of 1140 amino acids. The transcript has 5 exons. Lineage: Eukaryota; Metazoa; Chordata; Actinopteri; Siluriformes; Clariidae.